Abrus precatorius (Indian licorice) is the source of this 1829-nucleotide messenger RNA. RefSeq names its product cytochrome P450 CYP82D47-like. The record is from RefSeq and is a predicted model, not a curated record. Gene Ontology annotation, biological process: defense response to other organism. The transcript is spliced from 2 exons. Lineage: Eukaryota; Viridiplantae; Streptophyta; Magnoliopsida; Fabales; Fabaceae. The coding region runs from base 30 to 1622 and encodes 530 amino acids. Gene Ontology annotation, molecular function: heme binding; monooxygenase activity; iron ion binding.
UUGGCUUAGUUUGGAACUCAAGAGGGGUCAUGGUCAUGGAUGCUUUUCAGCUGAAAACUCUCAUUUCAGGCAUUCUUGCCUUGUUAGUAGGUGCCUUGUUUUAUCAAUUUAAGAAAACACUUGUUUCUAAUCCUAACACAAAGAUCUGCAGUGCACCACAAGCAGCAGGUGCAUGGCCUAUUAUUGGCCAUUUGCACCUCUUCGGGGCUCAUCAACUUACACACAAAACACUUGGGAUCAUGACUGACAAACAUGGACCAAUUUUCACUAUAAAACUUGGUUCAUGCAAAGUUCUGGUUUUGAGUAGCUGGGAGGUGGCAAAAGAGUGUUUUACUGUGCAUGACAAAGCAUUCUCCACAAGGCCUUGUGUUGCAGCCUCUAAGUUAAUGGGCUACAACUAUGCAAUGUUUGGCUUCACUCCUUAUGGUCCUUAUUGGCGUGAGAUAAGGAAAUUAACUACCAUUGAGCUUUUGUCUAACCAAAGGCUUGAACUACUCAAGAACACAAGAAGAUCUGAGGUAGAGGCUGCAGUAAGGGAGCUUUACAAGUUAUGGUCAAGAGAUGGUUGUACAAACGGAGGGGUUUUGGUAGAUAUGAAGCAGUGGUUUGGAGAUUUGACGCACAAUAUUGCUUUGAGAAUGGUGGGAGGGAAACCAUAUUAUGGGGCUGCUGAUGAUCAUGCAGAAGGUGAAGCAAGAAGGUAUAAGAGAGCUAUGAGAGACUGUGUAUGUUUGUUUGGGGUGUUUGUGUUAUCUGAUGCAGUUCCAUUUCUGGGGUGGUUAGAUAUCAAUGGAUAUGAAAAGGCUAUGAAGAGAACUGCUAGUGAAUUAGACACUUUGCUUGAAGGGUGGCUAGAGGAACACAAAAGGAAAAGAGUUUGGAAUACGAAUGGCAAGGAUGAACAAGAUUUCAUGGACGUCAUGCUGAAUGUUCUGCAGGGUGCAGAGAUUUCAGGUUAUGAUUCAGAUACUAUCAUCAAGGCUACUUGCCUGAAUCUGAUUUUAGCGGGAAGUGACACCACCAUGAUCACUCUAACAUGGGCGCUAUCGCUGCUACUCAACCAUCAAACGGAACUUAAAAAAGCCCAAGAAGAACUGGACACUCAUAUUGGGAAGGACAGGAAGGUAGAAGAAUGUGAAAUGAAGAAGUUAGUCUACCUCCAAGCCAUUGUCAAGGAAACCCUGCGUCUCUAUCCACCAAGUCCCAUUAUCACGUUUCGUGCGGCCAUGGACGACUGCACCUUUUCAUGCGGCUAUCGAAUUCCUGCUGGUACACACUUAAUGGUGAAUGCUUGGAAGAUCCACCGGGAUGGUCGUGUUUGGCCGGAUCCUCAUGAUUUCAAGCCUGAAAGGUUCUUGACAACCCACAAAGAUGUUGAUGUUAGAGGUCAGAACUAUGAGCUCGUCCCUUUUAGUUCUGGAAGGCGAGCAUGCCCAGGAACCUCCCUGGCUCUGCGUGUGGUGCUCUUGACCUUGGCUAGACUGUUACACUCUUUCAAUGUGGCUUCUCCUUCAAAUCAAGUUAUAGACAUGACAGAGAGCGUUGGACUUACAAAUUUAAAAGCAACCCCUCUUCAAGUUCUCCUAACUCCACGCCUUGAUACCGAUCUUUAUGAGGACUAGAUUAUUUUAGGCUACUUUUCUAAAAUAAGAGCAAGAAGCCUCUAGGAUGUGAAAUCUGGGCUUUCCAUCUUCUAAUAACAUGUUUUCUUUUUGUGUCAGGUAAUAACGUGUUUAAUAGGGCUGUGCUGUAUUAUGAUAGCUGGUGCAAUUUUUAGUAUUCUGUUAAUUCUGAACUCGUAGUUCACAUUUACUAUUAUCUUUUUCCAC